Scleropages formosus (Asian bonytongue) is the source of this 1010-nucleotide messenger RNA. RefSeq names its product solute carrier family 25 member 26 (gene slc25a26). Gene Ontology annotation, biological process: transmembrane transport. The record is from RefSeq and is a predicted model, not a curated record. NCBI's taxonomy places the organism in Eukaryota, Metazoa, Chordata, Actinopteri, Osteoglossiformes, Osteoglossidae. The transcript has 10 exons. Bases 126 to 929 code for a protein of 267 amino acids.
UCCUUCAGGCGCACGCUUACUGUGUAUCGUGUGUAGUGUUACUGCGUAUACCGGGCUGCAGGAGAGGAGAUCGGGCGCUCAGGGAGCAAAACAGCCUUCGAAAGAGUUCGUUUUUGUGUGUAAACAUGGACAGGAGGGAGUUCACAGCGUCGCUCGUGGCCGGCGGCUGCGCGGGGAUGUGUGUGGACCUCACGCUCUUUCCUCUGGACACCAUCAAGACCAGGCUGCAGAGCCAGCGGGGCUUCUCUAAAGCCGGGGGCUUCCGGGGCAUCUACGUGGGGGUCCCUUCUGCUGCCGUAGGCUCCUUCCCCAACGCUGCCGCGUUCUUCGUCACCUACGAGGCCACCAAGUCCCUGCUGCGCUUCUCUGCAGACCCGCGAAUCGCACCCCUCGCCCACAUGAUCGCCGCUUCCUUGGGGGAAAUCGUGGCCUGUCUGAUCCGCGUGCCCACAGAGGUGGUAAAGCAGCGUGCGCAGGCAUCGCUCUCCUCCAGUACCCUGCAGGUGCUGCUGGGAACCCUGCGGGAAGAGGGCCUAAGGGGUCUGUACAGGGGCUACCAGAGCACCGUGCUCAGGGAGAUUCCCUUCUCCUUGGUGCAGUUUCCUUUAUGGGAAUAUUUGAAGAGCCGCUGGUCACAGGCACAAGGUCACACCCUGCACUCCUGGCAGGCUGCUGUGUGUGGAGCGUUCGCAGGUGGGGUAGCUGCGUUUGUCACCACACCUCUCGAUGUAGCGAAAACCAGAAUCAUGUUAGCGAAGGCUGGGUCAAGCGCGGCGAGAGGUAACGUCCCCCUGGUUCUCCUUGACGUCUGGAAGACAAAGGGCCUCUUUGGCGUUUUUGCUGGCGCCGUACCCAGGGUCGCCUUCAUCGGCAUCGGCGGCUUCAUCUUCCUCGGCGCCUACGAGAAGGUCCGCAGCGUUCUCCUAUAGGGGCGGCUCGUCUCUAGGGAGCCGCUGCCAUUACCCAGGGGGCCGUGCUCCUGCUCAACAGCAUGUGCCUAUCAACGGGCU